CCAAGGACUGCGAGUGAGACUCAGUGUGCAGCGCACUUCUCAUAAUGUUUGGUUUUCCGGAUGGAAUGUCCACAUCACUGGGAUCUCCGGGAAAGGGAGAAGUAAAAGAGUAGAGACCAUUUAUUCUCUCAGGAUUUUUUUUUUUUUUUUAAAAGGACAGAGGCCAACGGCAGAGCACAGGCUCAAGCUCCUGGUUUGUAAAGGAGAGAGAAUACCAGGAGAUUAAGGCGAAGAAGAGUGAAAAAGAAGUGUUGACUCUAAAAGGAUGAGCUCAACAAGCUGAAGGCGUUUGCACUGCUGAGCGAGCUGCCAGAGGAGCAGAGGCUCCACGUCAAAGAACUGACCGCCAUCACCGACCACGUCGAGCAGGAGGUCAGUGACGCUUAUCGCAAAAGGAGGAGCUCAAACCCCUGCACCAUAAUCAAGUUUCCAUCUUCCACCUAAGCCAGGGCACCAUGACAACCCCGAGCCUGCUGUCAGAGGUCGAGUUGCUGAGGAGAAGGGUCGUAGAAAUGGAGGGGAAGGACGAGGAGCUGAUACGCAUGUGGGACCAGUGUCGAGACCUGGACCGCAGCCUGGCGAGGGAGACCAGCCACUGUCGUAGCUUGAAGGUUGAGGUGGAUAAACUCAAUGUCAGGAUCAGCGAGUUGGACAGGAUAGAGGAGGCUUUAGGUAAGAGCAAACAGGACUGUGGCAUUCUGAAGGGCAGCUUGGAGCGAGAGAGGGAGGCCAGCAAGGUGCUGUCUGGUGAGCUUGACGCUCUGAAAGUCAAGGUGAGAGAGCUAGAGGCCGUUGAAGGCCAACUGGGAAAGAGUGAGGCGGUGAUUAGACAGGACCUGGCCAAGCUCAGGUCACUGACUGUAGCUUUGGUGGAGGACAGAAAGACCAUGGCCGAGAAGCUCCGACAGGCGGAGGAAAAACUCAACAGGAAGGAGGGCAAAAGAAACGAGCAAAGCAAUUUGGCAACGAUGACAGAGCGACUGAGAGAGGAGAGGCAGCAGGCACUGAGGUCGAAGGCAGAUUUAGAGGAGAGGAUUAAGGGCAUAGCAAAGGAAAAAUAUGACCUUCAAGACAGACUAAAAACCGAAGGGGAGAGGAAUGGGGAGCUGCAGAGUAGAAUCACUACAAUGAAGAAAAGAUUACAGAUCUUGGAAAACAGGAAAGAGAGAGAGAGGUACACACACACCUCUAUUCCAAAAAACUCCGACCACCACUGCCACUCGGAGGACAACAAAGUCAAGGAAUUGACCGUGGAGCUAGAAAGGCUGCAAAAGAGAGUACGAGACAAGGAGGUGUUGGAGGAAGAAUUGAUGAAGGUGGAAAAUGACUUUGAGUCCCUGCAAAAGAGGUUUCGGGACGAACAAAAGAGGUCCCACGCUCUGACAGAGGAGCUGGAGGUGGCAAAGAGGGAGCUAUCGAGGUAUGAGCAGGCAGAGAAGCAGGAGGUCAACCAGGAACAUCUUCUCCUUUGCCGUCUUCAGAAGGAGCAGGUCAAGUCCAGACUAUUGGGCAGAGAGGUUGAAACCCUGAAGCAGAAACUCCAGAAGCUGAUGGGAACUGAGGAGUCCAUCUGCAGGGUUCAGACGGAUCACUCCACGCUGCAGAGGAAGCUGACCCAGCAGGAAGCCAGUAACCAAGAGCUGGCCAGAGAGAUGAAGGAACUGAGCAGUGAGCUAGACAGGCACGGGCAAAUCAAGACUCUUACGCCUGGUGCUAACCGACAACGCCGUGCAGACCUCCGUCAGACCACCAAAGAGGUUCAGACAGACCCCGCAGAUAGCCUGCCGCCUGACUUCAACGAGUCCAGCGAGGCACUUGGUGGAGAAAACGAGGACGAGGAACCAAACCACAACGCAGAAGUCGUAAACAGACAAAGCUCUCUCGUCAGCAACCUGAACAGCUUGAACAGUACAAACAACAUGAGCCAAUACAGCGGCAAUUCAGUCAAUGGCAUAGAUAUGCACCAAGCGGCAAACGGAGAGGUGAUGAUGUUAACGCACACGCCAGGGCAGCCCUUGCAGAUCAAAGUAACACCCCAUCAUAUACUCAACACGGCCACGCUCGAGAUAAGCAGCCCCAAUGGCGACGCCGCCACAUCCUACACCAGCACGGCCCUCAUACCGACAAGCGGAGCGUCGCCUAAGCAGAGAAUUACGAUCAUCCAAAACUCGUCUCUGUCUGCGGUCAAUGCUAAAAGCCCACCGUUGAGCCCCGACCGCACCGUCUCCCCGCUCGACGGCACGCCCGUCUCUCGGGCGUUGAAUCCAAAUCCACCGCGCUGCGCAACGCCCGACCACGGCAACUCCCCCGUUCAGAUUGUGACCGUGAGGACCUGUUCUCCGGAGCCGACCGACGCUGCAAAUCCGGUGGCCUACGGCAAGACGCCGGGGAGGCAGAACAGCUGGCAGCCUCAAAGGCCCGGCAGCACAGACACAAGUCCCAGCAUCAUCGCCACGGAGGAUAACAAGAUCCAUAUCCACCUGGGGAGCCCGUAUAGCCAGUCUCUGAAUGGUAUGACUCACGGCAUCCCGCAGCCCGUUGGGCCGUACUACCUCCGACAUGAGCAAAGGACUCAAGUGCUCACCAAUGGCUGUCACGUCAAAGGCGUUGGCAUGAUUACGAGUAGCAUCACUAUAUCCCCCGCUGCCUCUUCAGCGUCACAUUCCUCAAACAUCACAGUAAGUGGCCUUUUUGAUUAGAGGAACAUGGAUGUAUUCUCAACAUACAGUAUUAUGUUUUCAGUCACAUUCCCUGGCCAGACAACAAAAACAAUUCCCUUGAUCUAAUGACAACCCAGAGUUUUUUUUUUGUAUUUUGUAACAUUCAUGAAAUAAAUGCUUUGUGUAUUUGUCCAAUGAAAGCCUUUGUAUAUCAUAUUUGGUCUAGUUAGGGCAUCCUUACACUGACUGACUUUAACAACCCUUUAUUGAAUGUGUGCCGAAUAUCCGCGUGAGAGCUUAAGAGAUGCAGUACCGCUACCAAAUAUGUGAUGUGCUUUUUUUUUUCCUCCUUCAAUUUUCAUCAAUGUUUAUUUUCUGUUCAUUAAAAAUGUUUGCGUUGACUUUAUUCAUUCACCUUGAAUACUUUUGAGAGUGGGUUGGCAUUAACCCAGCUGACAGGUUGCCAGACAGUUUAAAUGUAAAACCGUUGGAAUCAGAAAAGACCAAAACCUGGUUUGAUGUUUGUUCCUCCAGGGUCAACUAAACACGAGCAAGCACAUGCCCGUUUACGUGACGCAUUUUA
This is a messenger RNA of Cyclopterus lumpus (lumpfish), 3243 nucleotides long. Its product is annotated as filamin A-interacting protein 1-like. The transcript is spliced from 2 exons. The record is from RefSeq and is a predicted model, not a curated record. Lineage: Eukaryota; Metazoa; Chordata; Actinopteri; Perciformes; Cyclopteridae. The coding region runs from base 456 to 2699 and encodes 747 amino acids.